This is a messenger RNA of Mycotypha africana, 216 nucleotides long. RefSeq lists its product as uncharacterized. Gene Ontology annotation, molecular function: metal ion binding. NCBI's taxonomy places the organism in Eukaryota, Fungi, Mucoromycota, Mucoromycetes, Mucorales, Mycotyphaceae. Gene Ontology annotation, biological process: protein histidyl modification to diphthamide. The record is from RefSeq and is a predicted model, not a curated record. The annotation marks the transcript as partial. The transcript has 3 exons.
AUGGCUUCAUUUUACGACGAAAUCGAGAUUGAGGACAUGGAUUAUAAUGAGGAAGAAGAUGUUUAUACGUAUCCUUGUCCCUGCGGUGACAAGUUUAUGAUUUCCACUGACGAGUUAAUUGACGGUUCUGAUGUCGCACAGUGUCCCUCCUGUUCGCUCAUCAUUAGAGUCAUUUAUGACCCAGCCGAUUUCGUUGAUGAAGCUGAUGAAGAGACA